UGAUUCAAGAUCCAGGUGCUGGAAUGUCACAUGCGUUUCUGCAUGAACACAGGUGGUUUGAUGGACGGAUGAUUCUUCUGCUUCCACGGGGUGUGAUUCAAUGCUUAAAGUUGCUACAGCUCAUGAUUAUUUCAUUCAAACAUACACAAGGUGUAAAAGAAGACAUAUUUUCUUUUGGUGAAACCACUGUAACACACCAGUAUUGGAUUUAUUAACCUGCUGUGCGUUGCUUUGUUUACUUUAAUCUUGUAAAUUCCCAAGCGUUUACCACCUUCCCAUGAGAACCUGAAGCUUCUAUAAUCAGCCUUAAUACCUUUUAGAGACUGGAUGAUCCACGAUGAGACCUGAACCUCCAGGUGUUUACACACCUCCCACUCAAACCGAAUUAAACUUUCUUAGCUUAAGCUAGAUUUUUAAGCCCAAAACAGAAGGAACUCGACAGACAUGCCUUCACAGGUCUCCCUGCUGAGACGCAGCAUUUCCAGCUCAUGUGGUGUGGGUGGCGUCAUGUGAGGCCUCCUUACCCAGACUGCUGCUAUGAUUUUAUUGCAGCGUUGAUUAAGCACAUGUGACUAACUGCAAGCCCGUGUUGGCAACGGGUGAGCGGCUGGCAGAAAGCAGAGGUCCUCCAGAGCUGCGAAUUGUAACGGGUUCACGAGGCAAGAACCGUUCAGUGGGAAUUUGCUUCUUCUGGCCGUGUGGGGAAAAGUUGGCCCGACUCACCUCAUUUCACACAUUAACUGUUGUGUUUGCGUAGAAGAGACAUUUUCAUUCUGCAGGCGGUCUCCACUACAUCACGGAGGAAAAAUGCUAUAACCCCACUUUGCUUCCCACAGAACACCCAGCCAAGCUGACUUGGAGCGAGGGGGAAAUAUUGGGGUCUUUUAAAUGCAAAACAUUUUGUGGAGGGAAAUGGAAAUAUCACCGUUUCUCUGACACGAGGAGGAAAGCACAUCAAGCCUUAUCCUUGAGAAUAGCUUGGACCCCGUCCUUUUUCUUCCCUCAGACUGUUUUUCCAGGGAAUGGGGUUGGGGGAGAAAUGGAAAGAGACAGGGUUAGGAUUCGUUUUGUGAUGGAUGCCAACACAAACUGGGAAGCCAUGUUUUAACUUCCCAUUUAAAGGGGCUGCUGCAUUAAAUAGGCCCAUUUACACAUUUAGCAUUCACAUUUCUAUUGUUGAUAUGUCAGAGUUGAGAAACUAGUGAGAAGAAAUUUUAAAAACAAUAUAACAGUGGUACUUUUUCCAGAUUCAAAGUGAGCAGAGCGGCUGUGAUGCUCCAGCAUUUCUUGUGUGGUCCUUUGUAUUCUGCCUCUUCUCUCUCCACUCCUUCUCUUACUCCUCCUCUAAUAUUCUCUCUUCCCUCUUUUGUGGCUCUAAGCCUAUGAGCUGGCGUGGGCCCUUCCCUACUACACACCCAGCGGGGCUUUAAAAAGGCAGGACUGGAGGUCUUAGCAGCCGUACACACUUUGUGCCUGCACAGUGCUUCUGCGCGACUGCCUUGCUGUGCUGUGCUGUGCUGUGCUGUGCUGCUCUGGCCUGCCGUGUCUCUCCCUCCAGCCUUGGGGUUGCUUGGAUUACAGAUGCAGAUGCACCACUGCAGGGUCCCCAGUCUCCCGCUCAUCCUUCUGGGCCCCAUGGUGCUGGCUGUGGGCUGCCUUGCUAUGGACAGCCAAGCAGCGCUGUACGAACUCGAGAGGGCUCCAGCGUAUUGGGACGCUCAGGCGAGGGCAACCCUAGAUGCUGCCCUGAAACUCCAUCCGCGAAAGUACCAGGCCAAGAACAUCAUCCUGUUCCUCGGUGACGGGAUGGGUGUGUCCACGGUGUCGGCUGCUCGCAUCCUGCGUGGUCAGAUGGAGGGGAUGUCAGGGGAGGAGACGAUGUUGGCCAUGGACACCUUCCCAUUUGUGGCCCUGUCUAAGACCUACAGCGUGGACAAGCAGGUGGCAGACAGCGCCAGCACAGCGACCGCCUACCACUGUGGGGUGAAGGCCAACGCCAAGACCGUGGGGCUCAGCGCUAGCGCCGUGGCCUACGAGUGUAACACCACCUUCGGUAACGAGGUCUACUCGGUGCUACGGCGAGCCAAGGCGCAAGGUAAAUCCGUGGGCAUAGUAACCACCACCCGCGUCCAGCACGCCUCCCCUGCCGCGGCCUACGCCCACUCAGUCAGCCGCAGCUGGUACAGUGACACGGAUCUGCCCUCCAGCGCUCGCCAACAGGGCUGCGUCGACAUCGCCACCCAGCUGGUCACCAACUUUGACAUUGAUGUCAUUCUGGGGGGAGGAAGGAUGUACAUGACACCAAGAGGGACUCCAGACCCCGAGUACCCGACCUCCAGCUCUCGUAAGGGGGACCGCAAAGACAGGAAGAACCUGAUUGACGUGUGGCUCAAGGCGAAGCCUAAAAAAAAGUCACACUAUGUUUGGCACAAGAAGGACUUUGAUGACGUUAAUGUUAAAACUACUGACCGACUCAUGGGGCUGUUUGAGCCAAAGGACAUGCGAUUUGAGAUUUUCCGGAACAACACACGAGACCCCUCCAUUGUGGAGAUGACAGAGAAGGCCAUUCAAAUUCUCAGCAAGAAUCCCAAAGGUUUCUUCCUGUUUGUGGAAGGUGGGAGAAUUGAUCACGGUCACCACGACGGCAUCGCCAAGCUGGCCCUGACAGAGGUUGUCAUGUUCGACCAAGCUAUACAGCGUGCUGCGGAGCUGACCAGAGAGGCGGACACGCUGACUGUGGUGACUGCAGACCACUCGCAUGUCUUCACCUUUGGCGGUAACACACCCCGAGGGAAUCCAAUCUUUGGUCUGGCACCAAAGAAAGCUGACGACAAAAUGCCUUUCACCAGCAUCCUAUACGCGAAUGGUCCUGGUUAUGUCCACAUAAAUGGAAGCAGAGAGAACAUUACAAUGGUGGAUUACUAUGAUGAGGAGUACAUGCAGCAGGCUGCGGUUCCUCUAGAUGCUGAGACACACGGCGGGGAGGACGUGGCUAUUUAUGCCAAAGGCCCCAUGGCUCACCUUUUCCACGGGGUGAAGGAGCAGAACUACGUGGCACACGUGAUGGCCUAUGCAGCCUGUCUGGAGCCCUACAAGAACUGCCCUCCUCGUCCCCACAACAAUAACUCGGCUGGAUUUGUGGACUCACCAUCCAGAGUCCUGUUCGGCCUGCUGGGCCUGCUCUGGCUGCUCAGAUGACGCCACCUAAAACGCACACACCCUCACAUCAACAUGCACACUAAGACCUAGAGCACCAGCGGCACGGCAUGCACACCCCAGCGUAUGCAUACAGGUCAGGGAUGCAUUGCAGGGAUGUACACACAGAGUACUGUAUUUUAGCAGACUUCUAGUCACAUACUUCCAAGUGUGGUUUGCAUAACUUGCAGGCAUGAACAUGAAUUUAAUGGCAAAUUUACAAAGCGACAGGUCUUGCAGGCUACAGCACAAAUCUGCAAACACAGCCCCAUGUCAAACACUAGCAGCUAAUCAAAACAGCUGCGGAGCUGGCAGUGCUGACUUCAUCACUAACCUGUACUGGUGACAUGACUACUAACUUGCACUAACUAGUCUUUCAAUUUUAGACGUAAUUUUAUUUUGUCCAUUUCAAGGAACACAUUUACUAUCAGAGCUGUAAAACACCAAGACUUUAGGCAUUGAUCUGAGGUUUUUACCCAGAAUAACUUGAAACAAGACAAAUGAGAGCUGCCUGUUCAGCUCAUGGACCCUCUGACAGGGUUGGUCACUGUGUGGACUGCAUAACUGGACUUUAACCUGCACUACAAGGUAUUAAGUUAUGCUAAGCUGAAUACCAGCAGACAUUACACUCAUGAAGAUGCUGUACCUGAAAAAAAGUAGCAAAUGUAAGUUUGUAUUAUUAACUCAUUGGUUACAAAUAGAAAAUACACUACGUAAUCUGUUGGCUUGUAGAUGAAUGUAUUUUUUAAGCAAAUAUUUUAUUGUAUUUUUGUAGUGUGUUUUGGAAGUUUGACAUAAACAGCAAUGAAGAAAACCCCUUUUCAUAGCGAAUCCAGCUCUGGAGAGCUCAGUUUAAAUGUACAUGUUCAAAUAAAGACAAUCCAAGCACA
This is a messenger RNA of Betta splendens (Siamese fighting fish), 4085 nucleotides long. RefSeq names its product alkaline phosphatase, intestinal, tandem duplicate 1 (gene alpi.1). Gene Ontology annotation, biological process: dephosphorylation. The transcript is spliced from 11 exons. The coding region runs from base 1582 to 3198 and encodes 538 amino acids. Gene Ontology annotation, molecular function: alkaline phosphatase activity. NCBI's taxonomy places the organism in Eukaryota, Metazoa, Chordata, Actinopteri, Anabantiformes, Osphronemidae. Gene Ontology annotation, cellular component: plasma membrane. The record is from RefSeq and is a predicted model, not a curated record.